This is a messenger RNA of Oncorhynchus mykiss (rainbow trout), 1437 nucleotides long. NCBI's taxonomy places the organism in Eukaryota, Metazoa, Chordata, Actinopteri, Salmoniformes, Salmonidae. The record is from RefSeq and is a predicted model, not a curated record.
AUGGGGAGGUCCGUCUGCUGGUUCUGUUUAGGAGUGUUGGUUGUCAACCUGAGUCCCAGCUGCUCUGCCGUCGUCCUGGAUUCCGUCUAUUGGAAUUCUUCAAAUCCCAAGUUCUCUCCUGGACGGGGGCUGAUCCUGUUCCCUCAGAUAGGGGAUAAAAUGGACAUCGUGUGUCCCCGGGUGAGGCCAGGGGUGGUGGAGAACAAGGAACCAGAGUACUACCGCGUGUACCUGGUGACCCGGGAACAACUCCACAGCUGCAGCAUCAGCCAAUCGGACACCCCGUUACUCAACUGUGACAAGCCGGACAGAGACGUGAAGUUCACCUUCAAGUUCCAGGAGUUCAGCCCUAAUCUCUGGGGCCUGGAGUUUUUCAAGGGAAGGGAAUACUAUAUCACCUCGACCUCCACCAGCUCUCUACAGGGCCUGGACAACACUGAUGGAGGGGUGUGUAGAGCCACAUCCAUGAAGCUGGUACUGAGAGUAGGACAGAGUUCCUCCAAACCCCUUCCUCUCCCUGAAGAGCCUCCCACCAGGUUCCCCCCUCAGCACCCUGAGGCCGCAGACAAGGAGCUUCCCAUUAAAGACAAUGAUGUGACGAACAAUGCUGGUAUCGAAGGAGACAUUGACACAGAAGGCGGAGCCUCGUCAACAGAAGGCGGAUCCAUCGGCUCUGAGGUCGGACUCUUCGUUGGCGUGGCCUGUGGCAUCGUCCUCCUCCUAUUGGUCAUCGUGGUCCUACUGAUGGUGGUGUGGCGGUACCACAGGCGCCACACCACGCCGGACAGGGACGUCCAACAGUCUCUGUCCCUCAACACCCUGGCCACGCCCAAGAGAGACAGCUACGGAGGGAGUAGCGAGGACAUCCGGUCAGAGCCCAGCCACACGGUGUUUCCUCUGAGGCCCUCUGACUCCGUGUUCUGUAGGCACCAUGAGAGGGUCAGUGGAGACUACAGACAUCCUGUUUAUAUGGUACAGGAGAUGCCUCCACAGAGUCCUACUAAUUUAUACUACAAGGUCUGAGGGACCUGUGGGUCUUCUCACAGCGGCCAAGGACCAAUGGAAUGAAUGAGGAGUUGUUCAGUCCCCCGUGAGGAAGAGACGUCCUCGCUGUGUGCUUUAUGAAGUCAGUGGGCCAAGGACCAAUGGAAUGAAUGAGGAGUUGCUCAGUCCCCCAAUGAGGAAGAGACGUCCCCGCUGUGUGCUUUAUGAAGUCAGUGGGCCAAGCUGUGUGCUUUAUGAAGUCAGUGGACCAAGCUGUGUGCUUUAUGAAGUCAGUGGGCCAAGCUGUGUGCUUUAUGAAGUCAGUGGGCCAAGCUGUGUGCUUUAUGAAGUCAGUGGGCCAAGCUGUGUGCUUUAUGAAGUCAGUGGGCCAAGCUGUGUGCUUUAUGAAGUCAGUGGGCCAAGCGGUGGUUUCAGGCCUGGGACGUGAACAUG